AUGCCUCGUAAAUGUUGCGAUCGCCUUUGGGAAAGGAAUGUUGAGAAAGAGGAGAAGAAGAAGGACAAAGUUGCCACCGUGGCGCCUUUUGAACUUCUGAAAAAGAAUUACGAACGAAUGGUGGAGAGUCGUCGUUCGCUUCCGCUCCCUUCGGGUAGUGGUCCCCUCACGGAAUCGACACCUGAGACAGGGAAAGUCCCCAUUAUCGCUUCACGACAACCUCCUGGUAAGAAGAUUUCUAUAAUGUAUGAACAGAACCUCGAAUGUCCGAUUGAGUCGUUCAGUUUUGGCGAGACAUUCUGUAAUCUCCAGCUCUCAUUCACCAGACAGCCGGCUAUUUUCUUGGGUCAUAUCUCAGUUAAAACAAGUGAACACAUUGAUGUGGAUAUCAUACCAGCAUUUAUUGAAAUUGUGGGACCGGAUAAAACGAUUCAAGUGGACUACAAUUGUUAUGACCGUGUGGAAUCUCUAUUUCCACAAGUGGCCAAAUCAUGGGAGUUAGAGAAACGAAGAAUUACCCUGGAUGCUUCGGAUGCAACAGCAGCAACCGUUGACGCUGAUAGGGUAACCGCGUGGUUUCUGGAUGAUCUGCUCUGUCGUGUGCUGGUACGAGUAUUGGUUGGGGGACCACGGUUGUCAUUACCUGUACUCGAUGUUUUUCGAACAUUUGGUACCUAA
This is a messenger RNA of Rodentolepis nana, 678 nucleotides long. The record is from the annotation of a GenBank genome assembly. NCBI's taxonomy places the organism in Eukaryota, Metazoa, Platyhelminthes, Cestoda, Cyclophyllidea, Hymenolepididae.